This is a messenger RNA of Limulus polyphemus (Atlantic horseshoe crab), 992 nucleotides long. Its product is annotated as protein spitz-like. Bases 1 to 654 code for a protein of 217 amino acids. Gene Ontology annotation, biological process: epidermal growth factor receptor signaling pathway. NCBI's taxonomy places the organism in Eukaryota, Metazoa, Arthropoda, Merostomata, Xiphosura, Limulidae. The transcript is spliced from 6 exons. Gene Ontology annotation, molecular function: receptor ligand activity; epidermal growth factor receptor binding. The record is from RefSeq and is a predicted model, not a curated record.
AUGGUAAUAUCGUCAAGAAACAGCCUCCUGAUUUGUGCCCUCCGCCUACUUGUCAAACCUAGAACAUUAUGGGUUGCUGCAGCUGUUACAUUGAAUGGUGUUCGUUACGGUACGGAUGAGGCGUGUUCGUCCAGGUCAACACCAAAGCCAAGAGCACCCUUGACCACCACAACGAGACCAAAUAUCACCUUCCAGACUUACGCUUGCCCGGAAGCCUAUGCUAAGUGGUACUGCCUCAAUGGCGCCACCUGUUUCUCGGUGAAAAUAGGGGAAUCGAUUCUAUAUAACUGCGAGUGUGCAGAUGGGUAUAUGGGCCAAAGGUGCGAGUUCAAAGACUUGGAUGGUUCCUAUGCCAUUAAAGAAAGAGAAUCUCCACUUACAACAGCAAGUAUUGCAGGUGGUCUCGUGCUGGUAAUCAUGACCGUCAUCAUUGUGGGUUGUAUGUUGUUGAGCAGGAGGCGACAAAGGAGGAAGAAUCUGGAAAAGCACGUGCUAAGACCGUUUGUUAUUCCCGUGUUACUUCCACCAUCAUUACCCCAUACCAUAUCUGAAGUUGUUGAAUUAAGAAGCCCUUGCUACGUGCGCCCACAAAAUACGUUGUCACCAAUGUCACCGAAGUUCUACCGGGUUUCCAGAAACAUUGGAGUACCUUAGGACUAACCUGACGAUGAAAAUAAUAAUUUAUAAAAACACAUCAGUCUACUAUUUAAGACCAACAAACUUGGUUACUUGGUGACAUACUGCAAUGCUUAGUAACCAUUGUUGAAGAUAGAUUCUGUGAUAGUUGUUUUGCUUUGGCUACAACAACGUUUGUUAUGCUGUGAGUGAACGUUUUAAACAUUGUUUCGUUUCCAGAGUCUUCGCCAGCUUUUCUUAUUAUUUAUAUCGUAACGUUGUUUUUCCCCCCACAGGAAAGAGAGAGAGAAAUGGGAGGGGGAGGAAGCAUUGUAUUUCUAAAACGUUUUUGAAACGCUAAAUACCUAUACUUACAA